Messenger RNA from Cyprinus carpio (common carp), 3935 nucleotides. Its product is annotated as piggyBac transposable element-derived protein 4-like. NCBI's taxonomy places the organism in Eukaryota, Metazoa, Chordata, Actinopteri, Cypriniformes, Cyprinidae. The coding region runs from base 955 to 2967 and encodes 670 amino acids. The record is from RefSeq and is a predicted model, not a curated record. The transcript is spliced from 2 exons.
AACCUCUUGAACUCUGGCCACGCCCUAGGACCCACCGGUGGGUCCGCGGGGGGGUCAUAAUAGUAUUUUUUAAAAAUCUAUAAACUGUGAAGCACCAAACUAGUCAUAUAUGGUAUUUUUUGAAAGCUAAGAAACUCUGCUUUCUUGCAAGUCGCAUGAUAUUUGCAUUUAUUUUACAUAAAAGAAAAUAAUAAGGUCUAAAUUCGUUCUUCCGCAUUCACCCCCCCUUGCGAAAAUCAGAUGAAUAAUGUUCAUAUUUCAUAUUUAUCGCACACAAACUCACCAAACAUAGACAAGUCACACAUCAAAUGAAAGCUCUCACUCUCAGGAAUGUCACUGUGUACUUUAUUUCACCGAUCUUAUACAUUACUGUGACAUAACAAAGAAUAAUUUUCAAAAGAAUCACGAAAACUGAAAUGACUCCUGUGAACAAGCAAACUUAUGCAUCAUAUUUCUGCGCUGAUAACUUCAUCUGUGCUCACAUCCUAGCCUAAAAUCAUAUAUCACCUUUUACUUUAGGUUGUUUUCUUCAAAAUGAGACCAUUCUCGUGUGUCUGUGAGCAUGCAUGGCUAAACGGCACUAUAAUAUGUCUCAGAUGCGCAGAUCAAAACAUGCGAUGCAGCGUAAAACAUUUAUGACCAGUAUUUGUAUUUGACUCUCUUCGAUUCCCGUCGAAUUGCAAUGACGUCAUCACGCAGUGCGUGCUAUGUCAUGAAAGCUGACAACCUCCCCUCUCCAUAGACACAUCGAUCAAGCUUCUAGACCAUUCAGAGCCCGAGUUUUUCCUUUCCAAAGUUGAGGAGGUGGGACUAAAGAACACGAAUCGCGUGCGCGCCAUCAAACCGGUGCAGAAGAUUUAGGAGUUGAUUGGAAGUUGGUUUGUGAUCUUGGAUAGCGUUUUUAGCGAAUUAUUGCGUGCUUUUAUUACUGUUAGAGUUAUAUGUCUCUGAAAAAUGACUUCAAGAAAGUUUUUUGUUGGUGUGGAGGCGGUUUUGGAGGAGUUGGAUCGGAUGUCUGACACUGAAACUUGCAGCGAGGCUAGCUUUGACUCGGUCAGAGAAGCUGCUUACAACGUGGGAGAAGACCCUGAUUUUGAUGUAGCCUCCAGUGGUGAAGAAUCACAGCCAGCAAGUCAGCCACGGACCAGCAAUCAGGAUACUUGCUCAGCAUCCACCACCAGCACACCUCAGACAUCCAUGACCCCCACACACUCUGCAGGUGAUUCAGUGAGGCCAAAAACUUGCAGCAAGCAAUAUAGAGGGAGGUCUCGUUCUGUCAAGGGGACAAAAAGGCCAGCCAAUGUGAUGUCAGAGAGCAGUGGCACAGAAAGGUGGUAUGAUUGCAGUGAGGAGGAUGAGGCUCCAGCGUUACCACAUUUCUUGCCAAAACGAAUCCCGGGACCACAACUUGUAAUGGACAGGAUAUAUUCCCCUCUGCAGCUAUUUCAGCUCUUCUUCACCGUCUCUGCAAUGGACACAAUCGUGAAGAAUACUAACUCUUUUGCAAGAAUGAGAUCAGAGGCUGGGAAACGUUUUGUCUGGUUGCCUCUGAAAGUGCAGGAAUUGUAUUCAUACAUUGGACUUGUGAUCUACAUGGGGCUCCUUGGUGCCAAAAACAUAAUCGAUUACUGGUCUGGCAAAGAAAUUUACCGCUUGCCCUUCCCAAAAUCUGUCAUGUCCAGGUCCAGAUUUCAGGCCAUUUCCUGGAACAUCCAUCUUUGUGAUCCUGAGAACGAUGUAGAAAAUGCAAGAAAAAGGGGAACUCCAGCCUACGACAAACUCUUCAAAAUCAAGCCCCUGUACACUGACAUCGUCACAGCAUGCAAAACUUACUUCCACCCAGACAGGCAGCUGGCAGUGGACGAAAGGAUGGUGGCUUCAAAGGCAAGAAUUGGAAUCAAGCAGUACAUAAAAGACAAGCCGACAAAGUGGGGCUACAAACUCUUUGUGCUUGCAGAUUCUGCAUGUGGCUACACAUGGAACUUCUUUGUUUAUGAAGGCAAAUCAUCCCUGGCCACUGGAAAAGGGCUCAGUUAUGAUUCCGUUAUGCAGCUCUUGGAUUUGUCUCUUCUUGGUGGUGGCUACCAGUUGUUUAUGGACAACUUCUACACAAGCCCAUGCCUUUUCAUGGACUUGCUGGCAAAGAAGACCCUGGCGUGUGGCACAGUACGCACUAAUCGGCAAGGCUUUCCGAAAAUGAAAGCAAAUGAUCUCAGUCGGAGAGACCCAAGAGGAACCAUAAGAUGGCUUCGAGAUGGGAAGCUUCUUUUUCUCAAGUGGAUGGAUACGCGUGAAGUUACAAUGUGCUCAACCAUGCACAAGGCUUAUGGCGGUGAGACAGUCCUUCGGCGCGUCAAAAAUCCAGAUGGCAGUUGGGAAAUGAGGAAAAUCCCGAUUCCAGUGGCAGUGAAAGACUACAACAAGUACAUGGGAGGUGUGGACCUGUCAGAUGCCCUAAUUGGGUAUUAUAAUGUACUCCACAAAACCACUAAAUGGUACAAGACUUUUUUUUUUCAUUUUGUUGAUAUUGCAGUGGUGAACAGUUUCAUUCUCCACCAGCAUCUCUCCAGAGCUCAGAACAAAAGUCCUCUCAGCCAAAAAGAAUUUCGAGAGAAACUUGUAUCUGAGCUGGCUGCAGUUUCCAGCACCUCAGCUGCCCAAGACCCGCCUGCAUCACAUUCCCCAGAGCCACCUGCAUCCACAUCACAUGCCCCAGAGCCACCUGCAUCCACAUCACAUGCCCCAGACCUGCCUGCAUCUGCCACAACAGCAUCAGAGCCAUGUUGUCCAGAGUACUUUGGCUCAGAUGCCAGGAGUGGGAGGAGAGUUUGUGCUCUGUGCAAACUUUCAGGCCUCAAAGUAAAGACUUCUGUGUACUGUACAAUAUGCAGUGUACCCUUGUGCUUGGUGGCAUCCAGAAAUUGCUUUAGGAAAUGGCACACUGAUGGACACACCCAGACUAAGUGAGCUCUUGUGUUCCAUUACUUUUUCUCAGAUUUGUAUAUUAUUUUUGCACUUUUUUCCCUCUAUACAUUUGAUUUAUUUACUUUGAGGUUUUUUUUGUGUGUGUGUGUAAAAUAAAAUGCAAGAACAGAACUUUUGCUUAUUUUGCUUAUUACAUGACAUGAGUUUAUGGAGGAAACUUGGAGACAUAAGACAUUCUGUCUCUUCAGGUAAAGCUACAGAACUUGGAGACUCCAACGCCUCCUUUCUGUUAAAGCUAAAUAACUUUUGCUUAGAAGAUGUUAUCAACAAAAUUCUUUUUUUAUCUUUUUACUGUCACCUAGUGGAAUCAAAAGAAACUUUCUGCAGGGAAAUAGACCUAACAGGUCCUAAAUAACAGACUCCUAAAUAAAAACUUACUUUAAAAAAUAAUAAAAAUCUGACUUUGUUUCUGUGUUUAUCACAGUAUUGUAAACAUAUAAAAUACAAAAUAUGCAAUAUUUUACCCAUGUUUUAAAAUUCAGAGAGUUUUCUGUAAAAUGAGACCAUUUUUAUCAAUUUAUUCCAAAGUAUGAGGGUAGGGCUGUCUUUUAAGUUCAGGUAUGCAUGCUGGUUUCAGAAAUCAAAAAUGGUGACUGUAAAACUACACUUGGAGAGUCUAACGCCUCCUUUCGAUUAAAGCUAAAUAACUUUUGCUUAGAAGAUGUUAUCAAAAAAGUUUUUUUUCUCCUGUUUAUUUGUAUCUAGUGGAAUCAAAAGACAUUGUCUGAAGCGAAAUAGACCAAACAAGUCCUAAGUUACAGACUCUUAAAUAAAAACUUAAUUAAAAAAAUUAUAAAAAUCUGACUUUUUGUUAGUGUUUAUCACAGUAUUGUAAACAUAUAAAAUACAAAAUAUGCAAUAUUUUACCCAUGUUUUAAAAUUCAGAGAGUUUUCUGUCAAAUGAGACCAUUUGUAUCAAUUUAUUCCAAAGUAUGUGAGUAGGGCUCUCU